Molecule: messenger RNA, 1422 nt
Organism: Sinocyclocheilus rhinocerous
Lineage: Eukaryota; Metazoa; Chordata; Actinopteri; Cypriniformes; Cyprinidae
Product: serine/threonine-protein phosphatase 4 regulatory subunit 1-like
Exons: 12
Coding region: 127-1422 (431 amino acids)
Biological process (GO): protein dephosphorylation
Cellular component (GO): cytoplasm
Molecular function (GO): protein phosphatase regulator activity; protein binding
Source: RefSeq, a predicted model, not a curated record
UGCGCUCGGCGCGUGCGUGAUAAAGGCUCAGUGCUCCGAGGCGCGUGUUUGUGUAGUUCGUGUAGUUUUGUGUAGUUUGUGUUGGUCAUCAGGACAGAAGCGGCUUAAAUGUAGAAGCAGCGCAAGAUGGCGGAUCUCUCUCUGCUGCAGGACUCGCAGGAGGACACGGAUGGAUUGCUGGAUUUCGUGUCUCAGGAUGAGAUGUUGACUCCUCAGGGCCGACUGGACAAGUACAUCAGCAGCGAGAACGUCUUCAACAGGCAGAUGGUGGCCCGCAGUCUUCUGGACACGCUCCGGGCCGUCAGCGAGGAUGAGCGCGAGUGUGUGUCUGUGCUGGAGCGGAUCGACAGACUCGCAGACGACUCAGUAAUCAUUAUCUGUAAAAUGGCUCCGAUGGUGGGGAAGGACGUCACCGAGCGGCUCUUUCUGCCGCGCUUCUGCGAGAUGUGCUGCGACUGCAGGAUGUUCCACGUGCGCAAGGUUUGUGCGGCGAACUUCGGAGACAUCUGCAGUGUGGUCGGAGGAGAGGCGACGGAGGAGCUGCUGCUGCCGCGGUUCUUCCAGCUGUGCUCUGAUAACGUGUGGGGUGUGAGGAAGGCCUGCGCCGAGUGCUUCAUGACCGUCUCCUCGGCCUCGUCUCCAGAAGUGCGGCGCAGCAAACUCUCGUCUCUGUUCAUCAGUCUGAUCAGCGACCCGUCGCGCUGGGUGCGUCAGGCUGCGUUUCAGUCACUCGGUCCGUUCAUCUCCACCUUCGCCAGCUCCAGCAGUAACACGGGUCAGUGCUUCAGAGCCGAGGCCGUGGCCGAGUGGAGCGGAUCACAGACACACAGCACAAACACAGACGCGGUCUGUCCGCCGCGGGACUCCUGUGAGGAAGAGGAGGGCGGAGGAGAGCAGACGGCCGAGAAGUGCCUUCCUGAGGAGACGCAGCCUUCAUCCCAUCCUCCAGCGCAGGAGAUCCCGGAGCAGGAGCUCUUCAACUCCUUCCACUACUGGAGGACCCCCAUCCCUCAGAUCCAGCUGGAGCUGCUGCAGGAGGAGGACAGGCGGCCCUUGGCCCCGGCGCUGGGCAGAACACAGCUGCAGGAGCUCAUCGAGAACCUGGAGCCGCACACCGAUGACCCCGACGUCAAAGCACAAGUGGAUGUUCUGACAGCUGCUCUGAGAGCCACGGCGCUGGACUCUGGACUGGAAGACGCUUUCCUGGAGCCUCGAGCCGCUCGAUCAAACCCCUUCAGCUCCCAGCAGUCCUCAGAACACCUGUCAGCUGACACACAGAGGCGUGAUUCCUCUCUACACGUGAUGCAUGACGAUGAUGAUUCUGACGUGAGCGACAGCAGCCUGAGUGCUGAAGACCAGCGGAAAUCCAAACAGCAGGUCAGUGCCGCAUCACUGACUCAAUCCCAUCAUGCUCUGCUCUGA